Clupea harengus (Atlantic herring) is the source of this 982-nucleotide messenger RNA. Its product is annotated as CD209 antigen-like protein E. The record is from RefSeq and is a predicted model, not a curated record. Bases 49 to 495 code for a protein of 148 amino acids. NCBI's taxonomy places the organism in Eukaryota, Metazoa, Chordata, Actinopteri, Clupeiformes, Clupeidae. The transcript has 5 exons.
GGGGUAGAGGACCUACUUGUCAAGCACAAACAUUUGUUGACCCUCCAGAUGUCUUUUGAUGCCACCUCUGGUUGUAGGGUCUGUCCUGAUGGGUGGGCUCACAACAGUGGGAAGUGCUACCUCUUCUCCUCCACUAGAAAGACCUGGAAUCAGAGUCGAGAUCACUGCAUCACAUUAGGGGGGCAUCUGGCCAUUGUGACCAGUCAAGAGGAACAGUAUUUUCUAUCCCAAAGUGCCAUUGAGUAUUUAUACUGGAUGGGACUGAGUGACCUGGAGACAGAGGGACAGUGGAUUUGGGUGGACAGCACACCUCUCAAUGAGACUGGAGUCGUAUUCUGGAAGAAAGGGUCUGAUGGACAGGAUGAACCAGAUAACUGGGAGGGGGAAGACCCUUCUGGGGAGAACUGUGCAGUUUUCACCAAAUUUAAAGGCUGGCAGGACAACUCCUGCGAGAGGCUGUAUACAUUUGUUUGCGAGACAGUAGCCACCGAAUAGACUGGAUUAGAUUGAAUAUUCAGCUGCUACAUAUGGAGGCUUUUAAAAAAAUAUAUUUUCAUUAAAUUUAGUUAUUGCUUCACUAUGGUUAUAAGGAACCACUUUCCAGACCAACCAAGGUUUAUGUGUGUUCUUCUUUCUGUGCUUUGCUGAAAUGCAAUAUUUUAUUAAAGGACCGUAUCUUGGUGAAUGGAAUUAAUCCGACUCCACUCAAUUUAGGAACUCAGCCUUAGUCCCUGUUCUUUUAAUGCUUUUUCUGAGAACAGGGGCGGUUUGUCCAUAAGGGCGAUUUGGGCGACGCACUGCCAAACAGGAAAAGGACAGAUUUUCUUUCUGUCCGAUUCUACCACAAGACCGUCUCAUCUGCCUCUGAAUGUUAUUGUCCAAUCAGGCUUAAGUCGUGCUUCAGAUGGUCCCGCCCCUUUUGGGGCGAUUUUGGUCGAAUUAAUAAUCGCCCCAGACCUCUCUGAUAGGCUCUCAUGUAAAA